Lactuca virosa is the source of this 3377-nucleotide messenger RNA. The record is from the annotation of a GenBank genome assembly. NCBI's taxonomy places the organism in Eukaryota, Viridiplantae, Streptophyta, Magnoliopsida, Asterales, Asteraceae.
AUCAGAAUUUAGCUUUCAAAACAAUCACUUUAUCCACUAUAAUUGCUCAAAGAAGCUAUAGUAUAAAAAUGAUUACAAAUGUUCAAUCAUGCAUGUGCUAUUUUGAAAUUUUGUAUCCGUUAGGACUGUUACCAUGGUAUUAUUGUCCUGAAAUAGGUAAAUUUGAACAUUAUUUUAUUAUCAUACUUAAAAAAAAUAAAAAAAUAAAAUACUUGUUUCAACCUAAUAACCGUCCUGCCCAAUUCGAUUGUGUUACCACCUUCGGCUCGAACCAAACAGAAUGCCGACCAGAAUAACCAACUCAAGAUGUUCAUGGACAAAGAAAUAUAACAAAAAAAUAAUUAUUUGAAAACAAAUAACUAAAAAGGUAUAAAAUCGUUUUCUUAUAAUCAUGAAAGUGGUGGUUAAAUGAUUGCGAUUGUAAAAUUCCUCAGCACGUCCUCAUGAUCACUGUCCCUCCCUUUACUCAUCCCUUAAAAAAAGGUUUGAAAAUUACCCAAAUAACAUGCACUUAACUUACUAUUUUGAAUCCAAUAUUAGUAUAUCCAAGGCAAUUACUAAUAAUAGUUAUCAAGUAUUCACAUCACUUCACCAUAACUAAAUACUACUUUCUAAAAGAAAAAGAACAGAAAAACCCAAUUGCCCAUGUCUUAAAUUAAGUUGUGGGUGGGUUGUGUCUUCCAUCACUAGAAUUAUCUGAAUCAUAUGGAAUUCCAUUGGUGCUUCUUCACUAGCUUCUUGUUCCUAAGCUACCCCAACCUCAUUUCAUCUAUACAAGAAGGUUUUUGGAGUUUAUCAUGUGGAAGAGCUACAAAUUUCAUUGAUUCCUCCAACAUUUCAUGGGUAUCAGACUAUGGAUACAUCACAAAAGGGAACACCACAAUUCUUGAUUUCAAUGACUCGAUUCGUUUUUUCCCAAAUCCUAAGAACCGAAACUGUUAUAAACUACCAAUAAACUACACAUAUUCAUCCUUGACUCUUAUUCGAGUCAGUUUCAUGUAUAAAAACUAUGAUGGGCUUCAACAACCACCAAUGUUUUCUAUUUCUCUAGGAACAGCUGUUUCUGCUACUAUUAACCUAUCAUUUAAAGAUCCAUGGGUAGAAGAGUUCAUAUGGCAAGUUGACAAAGAGACUCUUUUGUUAUGCUUGAAUUCCAUUCCGAAUGGUGGGAUUCCGGUCAUUUCUUCAAUUGAAAUCCGACCGAUGCCUCAAGGAGGUUACUAUAAUGGAAUGGAAGAUUUUACAAACAAGUUGCUUAGAAAACACUUCCGGAUCAACUGUGGUUUUACUAAUGGCUCUAUUAGGUACCCUUUGGAUGAAUACGAUAGGAUAUGGGAUCCAGAUGAAGAUUUUUCGCCUUUUCAUACAUCAAUUGGAUUCAGUAACCCUGAAACUUUUGAUACAUGGAGCCUCAACGAGCGUCCUCCUCUACCCGUUAUUCAAACGGGUAGAGUUUUGGCUAGGCGAGAAGGGUUAAGUUACAAUUUUGCCCUCCAAAAUCUUGGAGAUUACUAUCUUGUUGUAUAUUUCGCUGGAAUUCUUCCGGUUUCACCCACCUUUGAUAUCUUGAUUAAUGGGGAAGUUGUUGAAUCAAACUAUAGAGUAAAAAUCUGGGAAAUUGGGAGCUUGUAUUUCUUAAGGAAAGGAAUCCAGAACUUGAAUAUUACUUUCAAAGAUAUUACUUUCUACCCUCUUGUCAAUGCAAUUGAAGUGUAUGAGAUAGUAAACAUACCUCCCGAAUCCUCUACAACAGUAGUUUCAGCUCUUCAAGUUAUUCAGCAGUCCACUGGGUUGGAUCUUGAAUGGGAAGAUGAUCCAUGUUCUCCAACAACCUGGGAACAUAUACAAUGUGAAGGAAGUUCUGUCACCUCAUUGGAACUAUUUGACAUGGAAUUGAGGUCAAUCAGUCCUACAUUCAGCGACCUAUUCGAUCUAAAAACACUAGAUCUUCAUAAUACAUCACUUGUAGGGGAAAUCGAAAACCUGGGUGGCUUAAAGAGUCUUGAAUAUCUGAACCUGAGUUUUAAUAAGUUAAUAUCAUUUGGGACUGAUCUGGAUGGCUUAAUCAGCCUUCAAGUUCUGGAUUUAAAGAAUAACAGUUUAGAAGGUUUAGUUCCUGAAAGCCUUGGAGCCAUGAAGAAUCUUCACCUAUUGAUUCUGGAAAACAAUCAUUUACAAGGCACCAUCCCAAAGGCAUUGAACAAAGAUAGUCUUGAAAUAAGAACAUCCGGGAAUCUGUGUCUAAGCUUCUCCAUAUCAAAUUGCUAUAAUACUACACCAAAUGCUUCGAUUGAUGCACCAAAAGUUUCGGUUUUCGACAAGAAGAAGGAAAAACUUCAUAGCCAUUUAGCAAUUGUACUUGGUGCAGUUGGAGGAGUACUUUUUAUUCUUAUUACCAUAUCUAUUUCAGUUUUGUUCUUAUACAUAAGGUCAAGGAGAAACAAAGAACAAUUUAAAAAAAGAGAAGGUGAGCAAGCUGACCUGGAAUUGAGAAACUGGACUGCAGCAAAAACCUUCUCUUACAGAGAAAUCAAAGCAGCCACUCGCAACUUUAAGAAGACUUUAGGGCGUGGUAGUUUUGGGUCAGUCUACCUCGGGAAACUUCCAGAUGGAAAACAGACAGCUGUCAAAGUCCGAUUUGAUAAAACAAAACUCGGAGCUGAUUCUUUCAUUAAUGAGGUGUCCAUUUUGUCUUCAAUUUGUCACCAAAAUCUUGUAACUUUUGAAGGAUAUUGCGAUGAAUCAAAACAGCAAAUACUGGUUUAUGAAUAUUUACCUGGUGGAUCAUUGAGUGAGAAUCUUUACGGAGCAAAUAGCAAAAAAAUAACAUUAAAUUGGGUGCGUAGACUUAAGAUUGCCAUUGAUGCUGCAAAAGAUGUGAGUCACGUGACAACUAUGGUGAAGGGAACUGCAGGGUAUCUUGACCCCGAAUAUUAUACCACACAACAAUUGACCGAAAAGAGUGAUGUUUAUAGCUUUGGAGUUGUUCUUUUGGAGCUAAUUUGUGGUAGAGAACCAUUAAGGAGAACUGGAUCACCGGAUUCAUUCAAUUUGGUUUUAUGGGCGAAACCCUAUCUUCAAGCGGGUGUAUUUGAGAUAGUGGAUGAGAGCUUACAAGGAACAUAUGAUGAAGAGAGUAUGAAAAAAACAGCUGCAAUUGCUUCCAUGUCUGUUGAUAGAGAUCCAUCACAGAGACCAAAUAUGUCUCAAGUACUUGCUGAACUUAAAGAAGCCUACAGUAUCCAACUAUCUUAUCUUGCAACUGUUGAACUUCCCACUUGAGAGAUGUAAUAACACUUAAAUUAUAUGUUUAGUAUUUAUUGGAAACAUGUUGCACUUUUUGAGCAUGAUAUGUAAGAACUGAGACAAAUCUAACC